CACUUAGCACCACUGCCACUCAGCCGCAAGACAGCACCCGUGAAACCGUAUUCGAGUGUGGUUGUUGUCUAGUCCCCGUACACGCUUACAUCGCGCACGCGGUCACACUCGUCAGUUGGCUGUAGCCAGGACGCGCAACGUUCGCACGCGUGCGCUAGUCCGGUCGCGGUUUUUGCUGUGAAAAUAAUAAUUUUUUUUUUUAGCUUUUCGUUUUUACUCCCUCUCUUUUUCUCGCCGUUUUGUAGUUCCCGCAAUCACGCGACUCCAACAAUCACAAUCAUAAUAAUAAUUUACGAACUGCGAAUAAUAAUAACAACAAACAAUUGCUGCGCGCAAUGAGUUCCGUCGGGAAACCGUCCGAGCAGUCGUUUUAUUUACACCGCCGGCGUGCCGCCUCCAUCAUCGCGCGAACGGUCUCUUCCGAGUUUGGACACAACGAGUGAACGAUACUGUUGUCGCCACCACCACCAACAACAACAAAAGUCACAUGGUUCUCACGCCACUACCGCCGUCGUCAAGCAGCAGUUAACACUUAACACGCGGUCCAGUGUCAUCCGUUUCCCAUUGUCUUCACAAAAAUAUUCACGAUGGAUGGCAAAAUCAAGAAACUCUACAAAAUCGUAUUGACCGGUGGUAAGAACGAUUCCUCACACGCGUAUCGCCCUUGUGGUGGCAAGACAACGGGACAGUCACGAUUAUGUACAUUCUUUGAGAAUUUAGGAUGGAAGGUUUAUAGAGUUCCAGAGACUGCCAACGUUCUAUUAAGUGGUGGCAUCAAAUUUUCGGAAUUAAGUGACGAUGAAGCCCAUAAAUUUCAAGAGAAUCUUCUUAGAUGUAUGUUACAAAUAGAAAACACGUUUUUUGAACUGGGCGAAUCAUGUGACCAAGACUGUCUAAUCAUUUGUGAUAGAGGUGCUAUGGAUGCUGCCGCGUAUAUACCUAGUAAUAAAUGGGAUCUGAUAAUGAAAGAAAAUGGUUUGAACAUGGUUGACUUGAGAGACAAUCGUUACAAUCAAAUAAUUCACAUGGUUUCUGCUGCAUGUGGGGCUGAAGACUUUUAUACAACUGAGGAUCAUACGAGUAGGAGAGAGGAUGUUUCUCUUGCUAAAAGUCUAGAUGUUAAAGCUUCAGCAUCAUGGAUCGGACAUCCAUACUUUGAUGUCAUUGAUAAUUCAUCAGAUUUUGAAAAUAAAAUAUGCAGAAUGAUAGCUGCUGUUUGUCAGAAAUUGGGCCUAGACACUGGUGAUAGAUUAGCUACAAACUCGAAAAAACGUAAAUGGUUAGUGAAAUAUCUACCCAAUGAUCAGUUGUUUCCUCCAUUUCAAGAUUUUGAUGUUGUACACAAUUACUUGCAGACAUAUACUAAAAAUAUGCAAGCUCGUUUACGAAAACGAGGACAAAAAGGCCAUUGGAAUUAUACACAUACGAUUCGCAGGCCUAGAGUCCGUGGUCAAGUAAUAGAAGUAAAAACGCAGCUCAGUCACAGAGACUAUGUGAAUCUGUUGUCACAAAAAGAUGAAACCCACUAUCCAAUUUAUAAAAAAAGGCGAUGUUUUAUACACUACAAUCAGUAUUUCCAGCUGGACAUUUAUUGUAAACCUUGUCAUAAAAGGUGUGAAGGGUUAGUGUUACUUGAAACGUAUUCUGCUCUUGAGGACCAAGAGCUGCUUGACCGUUUACCAAAAUUCUUAGACAUUGAAGCUGAGGUUACUGGUAACGCAGCUUAUUCCAUGUUUAACUUGUCACUUGUUGAAGAUUGGGACAAGUCAAAAAAUUUUUGUCACUACUUGAAAGGGCCAGAUGAAGAUCUGAGUGUAGGUGAUCAUAAAACCAAUCAAGUUAGUUACAUUCAUACAAAUGGAAAAUUAAGGAAAUAGUGACUUUGCUUUUACAUUUUUAAUAUAGUAUUACAAUUUUGUUUUUAGAUGUUUAUCAUUGUAUAAUAUUCAUUUUUUUUUACGUUUUGUUAAGUAGUAUACAAAAUUGUUAUCAAUAGAUUGUUAAGUUACUAAUCUAGGUACUUUAUGUAGUUUGUAACAUAAAUUACUCAUACUUACGUUUAUGCAUUAUUUUUCUUUAUAAUUGCUAUUGUUUUUUUCUUUAUUAUUAUAAUUCUUUUUUUUUUUGCAACCAGUACAUUAUAUUACAUUAUACUGUAGG
This is a messenger RNA of Rhopalosiphum maidis (corn leaf aphid), 2160 nucleotides long. Its product is annotated as TRPL translocation defect protein 14-like. Gene Ontology annotation, biological process: photoreceptor cell maintenance. The transcript has 11 exons. Gene Ontology annotation, molecular function: phosphatidylinositol binding; GTP binding; phosphatidic acid binding. Lineage: Eukaryota; Metazoa; Arthropoda; Insecta; Hemiptera; Aphididae. The record is from RefSeq and is a predicted model, not a curated record. Bases 588 to 1877 code for a protein of 429 amino acids.